CCUUUGGGGUCUGGCAUUAUUUUAAUUAUAGAUUAAAUCGCUACCGGCUUUUCCACUGCCACUACAGCAGCGAUGGGGUCUAAAUGGACGGAUGAAUCUGCAAUUCUGCGCGACUUGUCGUUUGCCCAAGGUCGCUGGGUACCUGGCGGGAUCGACUCCGCUGUCGCCGGCGCGAAUCCACCAGGCCACAAUAUGACGGAAGAGACAGAGGAGGAAUACUACCGGCACUGGUCGUCUUUGGACCCGGGAGGCACUGGAGAUUUCAGCACCGGCCCGGACUUGUACCAGAUAAGGACUAUGCUGGAGCUGAUGCAAGAUGAACAUCCUCCCAAUGAAGAAUUGCAGUAUUUCUCCGGUCCCCUCGAGAUCAGAAAACCAAAUCCCCAAGCGUCCCACCUCAUUCCAAAAACCAAAAAAAACAGCAAAGAAAAUAUGCCUUCUAAUAAGCCGCGAGCUCGCAACGUCGCAAUCGCCUCCUUAUUGGCUUUAACUUUAUCCCAAGAGCCUCUGAAACUGGUUAAGCCCGAGGACUUCAUAAAGCCGAGUAAGGAAGACAAGGAGAUUAGAGAGAGAAGGAAGGAUUCGGUGAAUAAAGUUACGAACUGGUUGCAGUCGCAAGAUAUCACGGCUAUGUUUAAGAGGAAGUCUUCGGUGAAUUCUUUUAAGGAGGAGAAAAGCAGCAUAAAAGACAAGUCACCGGUCCACUCCAACGAUAGCGUAAAAUCUCCACCCGGGCAAGGAAUACUCAAAUCUCCACCCGGGCAAGGAAUACUCAAAUCUCCAUCCGGGCAACAAAGUGUCAAAUCUCCACCCGGGCAAGGAAGUGUCAAAUCCCCACAUGGGCAAGGAAGCACUAAGUCCCCAAACGGGCAGUACACUCCGUCCGCCUGGGCCGAGGAGUACUACAGGAAGGCCGUGGACAGGAGCCACGUGCGGGACCUGGUCCAAGAGGACGUGUGGGGCCGGGCCGAGCGAGCCAUGAAAGAGAUUGAUGCUAGAAAAGAGGAAAUCAGAAAGCAAGAGGCAGCGGCGGAGCUGGCGGCCGAGAUCGCGCGCCAGUGCGAGGCGUUAGAAACGAUGAGGCCGGCAGACCCGGGUACUGGUGGAAAUGAAAACACGACCACAUCGGUUACUGAAGCCGACGAGGAUGAGGCUGAAGGUAUAGCUAAAGUCCUGCUUCCGAAGAGUCGUCACGAGUUGUACCCCGGAGACCUCUGUAUUGUCUGUAAAGUGAUGGCCGCUCCGGACCCACAAGAAACUUCCAAAUCUGAAGCUAGCUUAGGGGUCGGGAAAGCGCGGCGCGCGAGUCCCAUGCGGCUAUUCGAAGUUACAAUUGCGGCUCUUCGGGCCGAUAACACUUAA
This is a messenger RNA of Cydia amplana, 1362 nucleotides long. RefSeq lists its product as uncharacterized. The record is from RefSeq and is a predicted model, not a curated record. Lineage: Eukaryota; Metazoa; Arthropoda; Insecta; Lepidoptera; Tortricidae. The transcript is spliced from 6 exons. Bases 73 to 1362 code for a protein of 429 amino acids.